This is a messenger RNA of Aspergillus steynii IBT 23096, 1393 nucleotides long. Its product is annotated as uroporphyrinogen decarboxylase HEM12. Gene Ontology annotation, cellular component: cytosol. The record is from RefSeq and is a predicted model, not a curated record. Lineage: Eukaryota; Fungi; Ascomycota; Eurotiomycetes; Eurotiales; Aspergillaceae. The coding region runs from base 41 to 1132 and encodes 363 amino acids. The transcript has 4 exons. Gene Ontology annotation, molecular function: uroporphyrinogen decarboxylase activity. Gene Ontology annotation, biological process: heme biosynthetic process.
CCUCAUUCUACAUCUCUCCUGUGCUCGAUCCUCCGUCAAAAUGCAGGUGAAAUUCGAGCCAUUGAAGAACGACCUUUUGCUGAGGGCUGCAAGAGGCGAGAAAGUGGAACGCCCGCCCAUAUGGGUUAUGCGACAAGCCGGACGUUAUCUCCCCGAGUACCAUGAAGCUAAAGGCAACCGUGAUUUCUUCGAAUGCUGUCGCAGCCCCGAGAUCGCCUCGACUUUGACCAUCCAGCCCGUGGAACGGUAUGCAGGACUUAUCGAUGCCGCGAUUAUUUUCUCCGACAUUCUCGUCAUCCCCCAGGCCAUGGGGAUGCUGGUGGAAAUGGUCGACAAGAAGGGACCUCACUUCCCAGAGCCGCUCAAGUCGCCGGACGAUGGACAGUAUGAGAAGGUCAUGCAGAAACAGGUUGAUGUGAAGUCGGAGCUGGACUACGUCUACAAGGCCAUCACCCUGACCCGUCACAAGUUGCAGGGUCGCGUGCCCCUCAUCGGCUUCUGCGGUGCCCCGUGGACUUUGCUCUGCUACAUGGUUGAAGGCGGAGGCAGCAAGCUGUUCGUCCAGUCGAAGACGUGGGUCUACAAGUACCCCAAGGAGUCGCAGGCGCUGCUGCAGAAGAUCGCAGAGAUCUGUGUGGAAUACUUGGCCCUUCAGGUCGCGGCAGGUGCGCAGUUGGUCCAGGUCUUCGACUCGUGGGCGGGUGAACUGUCCCCGUCGUCUUUCCAGUCGUUCUCGCUCCCCUACCUUCGUCACAUCUCCGCCAACCUGCCGAAGAAACUGACUGAGAUGGGACUGGAGCCGGUCCCCAUGACCGUGUUCGCCAAGGGCGCGUGGUAUGCUCUGGAGGAUCUCUGCGAUUCGGGCUACAACGUCGUUGGACUUGACUGGUUGCACGAUUCGGCUGAAGCUAUGCGGGUUGCCAACGGCCGCGUGACGAUCCAGGGCAAUGCUGAUCCCGGUAUGCUCUACGGAGGCCCGGAAGCCAUCACCCCCGUGGUCGAGAAGAUGGUCGAAGGAUUCCGAAAGGGCAAGCAAGGAUGGAUUGCUAACUUGGGUCACGGUGUGACUCCUUUCGUCAAGCCGGAGAAUCUAAAGUUCUUCUUCGAAGAGAUCCAUCGCCUUACUGUUUGAAAUGUUCAUGAUCUCUGUUGAAUUUCUUUAUAUACACAACGGAUAUUUCAUUUCUACAACCCUCGAUCAAUGAAUGCCAGCGUGUCUGCAACAAGCGCUCAAGCAUAUCUAAACGGAAAUAUCCUCAUUCCUGGUGUUGCAAUCAGCAUUUGUUGGGCUUUGAAACAGGACAUAAAAGUAAUAAAGGGAUUUGAUCGCACUCAGCACGAUACAAAAGAAUGAAACAUACCAAAGCUCCGGCUUAUCCUUGAUGAAGUCCUC